AUGGCCGAGAAACGCAAACAGCCCACACGCGCAGGGCGCGAACCUGCCAACAAGAAGCGUGCGUCCGAAGCGACCACGCCCCAAUCGAAAAAGAAAGCUGCGACACCAAAAGCCCCUACGCCUCGAGUACCAACUCCUCCACCCCCGGAGCCUGUCGAGCCGCCGCUUCCAUCGAAGGUUAACGAAGGCGAACCGUUGCCAAUCAGACGUGCGCGACAGCCAACUAACCUGUCGGACAACGAGUACCAGUCUAUCGCAGAAAGCGCGGUGCUCCUCUUAUCGCUGGAACGUUCGAAGAAAAAAUGGCUUAGCGAUGGUAUAUUAGUCCGAUUUUACACAAAACCAAAGAAAACUAAGCGCGAGCAAAUCGAGAAGAUGAAUCCUCCGAAAGAGUCCAUGGUCAAAGUUGGCCUUUGCGAUGUGACCGUUGGUCCUCAUCUAUUUGAUGCAAUGAUUUAUACCGUCAAGGAUCCGACAGUCCCGCAACCAGUCCAAUACGCUUCUCCGCAACCGCAAGCCAGGAUGGUCCACUAUGGGCCUGGGAAUAACUUUCAACAACACCAGCCUUAUCAGUCCAACCAACAACGAAGGCCACCUUAUACUCCGGCUCCCCCAGGCCGUCCACAAGGAUAUCAGGGAAAUUAUUCGCCCGCCCCUCGCGGUCCACAUCAACAGGGGCCUGCGACGCCGCAAUCUGGACAACGACCACAGUCACAAAAUCAACCAGGACAGCCUGCAAAGCCAAGUCCAGACCCCGUUAUUCAAAUGCUUGCCACUCGAGCUGCCGCCGAUCCUGAACUCAAGGCGCUGAUGAGGGUUGUCGCAUCUAGUCAGGCAUCCCAAGAGCAACUGCGUGCUUUUCAGGCUCACAUUGACGAACUCAAUGCGAUCAUCAAAGCAAGAGAGCAGCAAGAAAAACGUCAACAGGCUUCUUCAACACCUACUCAGCAGCCUCAGGCUGUACCACAACCAGCGACCCCUGCAUCCCAAAACCGACCUAUUCCCCCGGCAAAUGCGACCCCACUCAAAGCUGAUACAUCAGCUAAACCCUCACAAGAGCAAGGUUCCAAGUCACACCCCACGGUCACAAUUGAGAAUCCAUCCAAGGACCAGUCAGCACAACCAACAGGGCCAGCUAAACCGCAAUCUGAUGGACAAUCACCAUCUAAAAAUCAACCACAAACACCAGCACCAGCUCAGCAAAACCAGUCGUCUAGUACCCCUCAGACCUCUGGCCCAGUCGUAAAGCAAGAACCAAGUGCCAAUGGACCAGUGAGUUCCCAAGGCACACCCAUAGCGCCAGCAACUUCGACCCCGGCCGUGCUAUCAAGCACUGUCAACACACCAGGUCCUGUCACAGCCACGCAGCAAAAGCAGAGCCCUGCGUUGCGUCCCACGCCACCCGCAAAUAAUGUCCAACAAUCUACUCCCCGACCAGGUCCUCCCUUCCCUCCGUAUCAACAACCAGCCUAUGGUUCUCAACCCCCUCUCCAAUCACGCCCUCCACAAUAUGGCUCGCCAACACCAUACCCUCGUCCACAGGCACCUACAACGCUGGCACCUACACGUCUCCCAUACAAAUCCGUCGUUUUUGAAUUCACCUCCCCAUUGACACCGUAUGGCAGCAGUACUUCAGGCCAUGCCGGUUCCGGUGAUCGUUACUUGUUCCCUGAGUAUUCGAUCCUGGAAUGGAUCCAAAGCGAGAAUACCCUUCUAGCCUCAUUCCUUAUUGUUCGAAAGGUGGAUCCGAAUAUCCCCUUUCCCAUCGAGAUUCCAUCGGAAACGGGCCCCAGUCGGGGCAAGGGUAAAGGAACCUCUAAAUCUAAGAAAGGCGACAAGAAGGGCAAAGGAAAAGAUGCCCCAGAUACACCAACUCCUGGCCAAACAGAGACAUCUACAUCAACAGAUGUAGUUCCAAAGACUGAGCCCUCCGAUAAAUUCGAUAAACUAUCCGCUCAACCCGGCACACCUGGUACACCUGGUACACCCAGUGAACCACCUGCCAAGGAAGCGAAUUUAAAGGAAUACUGGCAACCCGUCACCUUCCGCAUACACGCCUCUGAUGCUCGGGUUCUCGACCCAUUAAGACGUGUUAUCAAGCCGCCAGAUGAAGUCCGCAAAUAUAUGAAUGAAAUCAUGGAUCGAGCUGAACGUGCUCCUGACGGAUUCCCAGCCUUGCGUCUUCCAACUGAAGAUGCACGCGAAGCGUUCGAGGCAGAGAGCACCCCCGCUUCGACCAUAAAUGCCAACGCUUCCCGCAACCGUGCUGCCCGGGGUAGCACUACCAAGAUCGAGGUAGAAUCGGAAGUUGAGAACAACCCUCUUGAAAUAGAAGAGGAGGAAGAGGAACUAUUAGAGUUUUACGGCGCACCAUUAGGCUUAGCACCUAUUGGAGCUUAA
Molecule: messenger RNA, 2400 nt
Organism: Penicillium angulare
Lineage: Eukaryota; Fungi; Ascomycota; Eurotiomycetes; Eurotiales; Aspergillaceae
Exons: 2
Coding region: 1-2400 (799 amino acids)
Biological process (GO): chromatin remodeling
Cellular component (GO): Swr1 complex
Molecular function (GO): ATP-dependent H2AZ histone chaperone activity
Source: RefSeq, a predicted model, not a curated record